Messenger RNA from Oncorhynchus tshawytscha (Chinook salmon), 4560 nucleotides. Its product is annotated as inhibitor of apoptosis protein-like. NCBI's taxonomy places the organism in Eukaryota, Metazoa, Chordata, Actinopteri, Salmoniformes, Salmonidae. Gene Ontology annotation, biological process: regulation of apoptotic process. The coding region runs from base 1169 to 3121 and encodes 650 amino acids. The record is from RefSeq and is a predicted model, not a curated record. The transcript is spliced from 14 exons. Gene Ontology annotation, cellular component: nucleus; cytoplasm.
CAAGGUCCUCUACUCCGACAAUUAAUCUGAAUCGUUUCUAGUCAUCUCUUCCUUCCAGGCUUUUUCAUCCUUGAAUUUAUAUGGUGAUUGGCAUCUAAACUUUCAUACUAUUACUACGACGACCGGCAACAAAGUUCGUCUUUCAAUCACCCACGUGGGUAUAACCAAUGAGGAGAUGGCACGUGGGUACCUGUUUCUAUAAACCAAUAAGGAGAUGGGAGAGGCAGGACUUGCAGUGCGAUCUGCGUCAGAAAUAGGAAUGACUUCUAUUUUAGCCCUUGGCAAAGCAUACGCUGGUGAGCAGUGUGGGUGCAAUAUUUGAAUAACAUAGAUUCCUACAUUUAUUUUGCAACGCUCGCGCACGCAAUACGAGACGGUGAGACCAGGGGACAGAGGUGUGUAAGGGAGACCAGGCAACUGGAGAGACGGUGAAGACCAGGAGAGAGACGGUGACACCAGGGGUGAGACCAGGGGACAGGGAGGAAACGGUGCUUUAGUUCAUGAGUGAGGCUCUAGCAGUCUGUGAAACUAGUCUACAGGGAAGAGGUGAAUCGUUGUGGAGUCCAUUAGGAGGGGACAGAGUGGUGUGGCCUACUCUGGUGGUAUCAGACAGACGGUACUUUGUAGCUCUGUUAGUAGAGCUUGGUGCUUGCAACAAUAGUGGGUUCGAUCCCCGGGUGCACCCGUAUAUAAAAUGUAUGCAUGCAUAACUUUAAGUUUCUUCGGAUAAAAGCGUUUGCUAAAUGGCAUUUGUUCUUCUAUCACAAACACAGCACCAUCUAAUCAUGUUCUGUUUCUCUGUAGCUUUGUAUUCUUAGCAGAAAAGCCUGCUGGGACAUGUUAGGCAAAUCACUUUUUUCAGCUCACUUGUUCCAGUUUGUGUGUGUGUGUGUGUGUGUGUGUGUGUGUGUUUAUUCCCCCUGCCCUGGGUUACUCAUCCCUCUCUCCCUGAGGAGAAUGGUCCUUCCUUUUAUCUAAUUCUAGAACUAUAUUAAGAAUCCAGAACUUAAUCUAAAAACUCAAUCUAGAGGCUAUAUCUAGACUCUAUAAUCUGUAUAUCUAGACUCUAUAAUCCAUAUAUCUAGACUCUCUAACUCAUAUAUAUAUAUAUAUAUAUAUAUAUAUGACUCUAUAACCUGUAUAUCUAGCCUGUCUAACCGGUCUGUGAAUGGACACCCUGGUUCAGCUCCAGAACAGCCCGUUCCUCAUGGGUCUCUGCCGGAACGGAGCUCCAGUAGACCUGCAGUAUGACAAUUCUUCAGAACUGUUCCGUAUCUCCACCUUCGCCCGGUUUCCGUCAUUGGGGGUAACGGAGCGCAGUCUGGCGAGGGCAGGAUGGUUCUAUACUGGGGUUGGAGACAGGGUGCAGUGUUUCAGGUGUAACGUGACGGCGGAGGGCUGGCAGACAGGGGACUGUCCAACAGAGAGACACAGACAGCUGUCCUCCUCCUGCUCCUUCAUCCAGACCCUCCCCUCCACAGCCAACCUCCUCUCCUCCUCACACUCGGCCUUCUCUCCUCUACGCAGCGCCCCUGUCAUACCGGUGUCAGGCCCUGGCCCAGCCCCUCUCCCGGUCUCCGCCCCUAACCCUGCCCCCAACCCAGUGCCGGGGGAGGAGCCUGUUGGAUAUUUGAAUAUGGGGUUCUCUGCCCCGCCCCCCUCCAGCCCGCUGAGCUCCAGAGGAGUAGAGGACAUGUCCCACCAGAGACCCCCUACCUGUCACAACCCCAGUAUGAGGAGAGAGCAGGACCGUCUGGACUCCUUCCACUCCUGGAUCCUAUCCAUCAUCACCCCCUCUGAGCUGGCUAAGGCUGGCUUCUAUUACCUGGGACAGGGAGACCGCGUGGCCUGCUUCACCUGUGGAGGACAGCUCAGUAACUGGGAGCCAGGGGACCGGGCCGUAUCAGAGCACCAGAGACAUUACCCCAACUGUCACUUCGUCAGAGGAGACCGGGCCGACAACGUCUCCCUAGCCGGGGUGGUGGGGGGGGUAGCAGGCACCUCUCAGCCCCCCGGGGCAGAAGCCCCAGCCCCCCCGGGCCCCGGCCCCCCAGGUCUCAGCAACGUGUCUAACCCAGCCAUGCAGCAGCGUGAGGAGAGGUUGCUGACCUUCGUCCACUGGCCCUUACGUAUCCCUGUGCGCCCUGACCAGCUGGCCAAGGCAGGGUUCUACUACGUCGGGCGUAAUGAUGACGUGAAGUGUUUCUGCUGUGACGGGGGUCUGAGAUGCUGGGAGUCAGGUGACGACCCCUGGGUGGAGCACGCCAAAUGGUUCCCUAGGUGUGUAUACCUGCUCCAGGAGAAAGGUCAGGAGUUUGUCCAUCAGAUCCAGGCUCGCUUCCCUCGCCUCUUUGAACAGCUCCUAACCAAUGGGGACAGCAGCUCCAGAGAGUUUGUGGACCCCCCGGGUGAGGAGCGCUCGGAGGAUGCCGUGAUGAUGAACACUGCGGUGGUUGUGUCGUCACUAGAGAUGGGGUUUGAGCGUGGCCUGGUGAAGCAGACAGUCCAGAGUAAGAUUCUGACCAGCGGAGAGAACUACAAGACGGUCCAGGAACUGGUCUCAGACCUGCUGAGUGCAGAAGAUCAGAAGAGAGAGGAGGAGAGAGAGAUGCUGGCCGAGGAGAUGGCUUCUGACGGUCAUUCAUUCUUAAAGAGACACCAGGCAGCGUUGGUCCAGCGCCUGAAGAGUGUUGAGUCUGUCCUGGAGCACCUCCGAGAGCAGAACGUCAUCAGUGGAGAGGAAUACAGUGGUCUCCAGGGCCAGUCCUCCCAGCAGCAGACAGCCAAGCUGAUAGACUUGGUCUUGACUAAAGGGAACGCAGCAGCUGAGGUCUUCAGGAACUGGAUCCAGAAGAACGAUGUCUACCUGCUCAGAGACCUCAUGGCCCAGGCAAAUGAAGCCGCAUCACCGAGUCAAGAUCUCUCAGACCUGCCGAUGGAGGAGCAGCUACGGCGCCUGCAGGAGGAGCGGACCUGUAAGGUGUGUAUGGACAAGGAGGUGAACAUUGUCUUCAUCCCGUGUGGUCACCUGGUGGUCUGUAAGGAGUGUGCUCCCUCUCUGAGGAAAUGUCCCAUCUGCAGAGGACUGGUCAAGGGCACUGUCCGAACCUUCCUCUCCUAGAAGACCUCCAGGAACCAGGGACCCUCCCUGAGGAAAUGUCCCAUUUGCAGAGGACUGGUCAAGGGCACCGUCCGAACCUUCCUCUCCUAGAAGACCUCCAGGAACCAGGGCCCCUCCCAGCACUGUCAAACUUCUUUGACCUAGUCUCCUAUCUACUCCUAGAGAAUAGCUACCAACAGUCUAUUCUAAGCGUGUCAUUCUCUAUUCCUGGACGGCUGUGUUUGCUGGUUUUUCUGAUCUCCUUUCAUUUCGUGUCCAAUGAAUUCCUAGAGAACCAGGUGAGCGGAGUUCCUAUUUAAUCAAUAAAGACCUAGGCAGUCAGGUGAGGGGAGUUGCUAACUAAUCAAUAAAGACCUAGACAGUCAGGUGAGGGAGUUGCUAACUAAUCAAUAAAGAAAUAGACAGUCAGGUGAGGGGAGUUGCUAACUAAUCAAUAAAGACCUAGACAGUCAGGUGAGGGGAGUUGCUAACUAAUCAAUAAAGACCUAGGCUGUCAGGUGAGGGGCGGUACUAUUUAAUCAAUAAAGACCAAGACAGUCAUGUGAGGGGAUUUCCUAACUAAUCAAUAAAGACCAAGACAACCAGGUGAGGGGAGUUGCUAACUAAUCAAUAAAGACCUAAAUAGUCAGGUGAGGGGAGUUGCUAACUAAUCAAUAAAGACCUAAAUAGUCAGGUGAGGGGAGUUGCUAACUAAUCAAUAAAGAAAUAGACAGUCAGAUGAGGGGAGUUGCUAACUAAUCAAUAAAGACCUAGACAGUCAGGUGAGGGGAGUUGCUAACUAAUCAAUAAAGACCUAGACAGUCAGGUGAGGGGCGGUACUAUUUAAUCAAUAAAGACAACCAGAUGAGGGGAUUUCCUAACUAAUCAAUAAAGACCAAGACAACCAGGUGAGGGGAUUUCCUAACUAAUCAGUGACCUUUAUUGAUCAAUCAAGUACAAGAGAGUAGUGAAAACCCGCAGACACUCGACCCUCGAGGAUUGGAGUUUGACACUAUCCCAUAAGCAACGACUCUACAAUCUCACCGUCUCUAUUCAUAUCGGAAUGUAGCCUGUUAAACCUACCUGCUUAACCAUUAACUAAUAUGUUCCUGUGUAGAUAUAAACAUUACAGAACUCUGUAGGAAUGCAUGAGGUUAUAUAAAGGCAUAACUAUAAUUGUCCAUCUAUGUAAUCAGUCCAUUGAUAGAGCAUACAACUACUUCCUGUAGUUGUAGUUUCAACUGGACAGAUGAUGUGUAGUAACCAGUGAAGGCCCUUGCAUCCUGAAUAGCACCCUAUUCCCUAUUUUGGGCACAUUGGGAACUGGUUAAAAGUAGUGCACUAUAUAGCAAAUAAGAUGCCAUUUGGAACGCAGGGCAGCCAGUCAAGGCCCUCGCAUGUAAAGGCUAGGUUGACUAUUCUGCUGUUGAAUGUCUCAAAUAAAUGCUAGGUUGACUAUU